CCGACGUUGUUUUAUAAAACAUUCAGAAGAUGAACACCGAAAACCCUAGUUACUAGUUAGUGUUCCAUCUCCCACCGUCUCUGCCGAAAAUGCCUUUCAAGAGGUUCGUUGAGAUCGGGAGGGUUGCUCUCAUCAACUACGGCAAGGACUAUGGCAGGCUCGUCGUCAUCGUCGAUGUCAUCGACCAGACCAGAGCUCUUGUCGAUGCCCCUGAUAUGGUCAGGUCCCAAAUCAAUUUCAAAAGGCUCUCCUUAACCGACAUUAAGGUUGACAUUAAGAGGGUCCCUAAGAAGAAAGAUCUUGUUAAAGCCAUGGAGGAUGCUGAUGUUAAGAACAAGUGGGAGAAGAGCUCAUGGGGCAGAAAACUCAUUGUCAAAAAGAGAAGGGCUUCCCUCAAUGAUUUUGAUAGGUUCAAGCUUAUGUUGGCCAAGAUUAAGAGGGCAGCAGUUGUAAGGCAAGAGCUUGCUAAGCUGAAAAAGACCGCUUAGGCAGACAUAGCUUUCCCAUAUAUUGUUCAAAUUUUUCUUAUUAAGUUGCUUACUUUGGUUCAUGUAUCAUUGAGACACUAGUGAAAAGCUUCAUCUUCAGAUAUUUAUAUUAGGGAUUGGUGACAAUACUUUUUAAGUUUCCUAGUUUUGCCUUUGCUUGUGCUUGCAGAUUUCUUAAUAUUAUUUUUUUAAGAUAAACUUUAAUUGUUGCAA
Cajanus cajan (pigeon pea) is the source of this 701-nucleotide messenger RNA. RefSeq names its product large ribosomal subunit protein eL14. Gene Ontology annotation, cellular component: ribosome; cytosolic large ribosomal subunit. The record is from RefSeq and is a predicted model, not a curated record. Lineage: Eukaryota; Viridiplantae; Streptophyta; Magnoliopsida; Fabales; Fabaceae. Gene Ontology annotation, molecular function: structural constituent of ribosome; RNA binding. Gene Ontology annotation, biological process: ribosomal large subunit biogenesis; translation.